UUAUUUUAGUGAAAUAUGAUCAAUCCGAAAACGACUUUCACGGCGUGUGGAAAAUACGAUGAAUCAAAAUGGCUGAAAGAAAGGAAGGACUUCCAAAAUUACGGGAAAUACUUCGUCGCCAGCGAGAUGACACAGAUAUUAUGAGUACUGGUGAUGAAAAUGACCUAGAUUUCCAGUAUGAUGAUGCUGACACUCUACAGGCAGAAAUUGCUGAGCUUUACAGUUACACUGAAGAAGAAGAAUUCACAGAAAAUAAGGAAUGUUUCGAAGAGAAUUUUACAGCUCAAGGUCACACUACAUGGAGAGCUUUAGAUGAUGAGAACAGAAGGAAGUAUGUAGUAUAUCUACAGAAUGAGCUGGAGGUGGCAGACAGGGUCAGGAGGAUGAAAGCCAUUAGAUCUAUCCUCUAUCUUGUACAAGGAGUGUUUGAUGAGUGCGGAUCAGAGGCACAACAAGCUGAGCUGAUAAAAGCAAAUGUACAUAUUUUGUAUGAGCAAGGGCUAUUCUUCUCCUUUAUAGAGCUACUGUGUAUGGAAGUAGAAAAUCAAGACGCCAUUUCAGCAGCCAUAAGGAAGUCAUCAGUCUCUAUAGAAGACAGUUCAGAUCUCAGGGUUAUUUUAAGUGUACUUUACACAAUGGUAGAGGUCAUGAGAGAAGACCAGGAAAAUGAUACCGAAGAACAAAGAAAAAAUAGAAAGUCAUUCGCUGAAGAAUUAGUGGAGCCAACAUUUGGGCAGGAACUUUUACCAGUCACCUUGUUCGGCAUGGUUACCAAGUUCUGCAGUGGAUCAGCCCCACAUUUUCCUAUGAAGAAGACACUGAUGCUACUCUGGAAAAUCUUUUUAGUUUCAAUGGGAGGCCUCGACAAACUGCAGGAGAUGAAGAAUCAAUACCGAGAACAAGCAGGAUUACCUCCCCUGCCCGAAGAUCCCGGAGAAGUUUGCCGUAACAUGAGGGCCUCGUCUCCGCCUGCAUCUGCUGCAGACCUUAUUGAGCAACAGAUCCCUCAUAGGGGCCUCAGGGCGGGGGCAAAUAAAAGGUUUCUGUCAAUGAGUGAUUUUAAGAGCAGCCUUGAUGAAAAUCCAUUUGAGAAUGGUAACGGAGUAGAGAAUGGUGAAGAUGACAUACUUAAGGAGUUGGAUACAGCAAAAUCAGGUAGCGAUGAUGAACUGCCGCCAACCCCACCUCGACCAUCAACCCCAAGGAUAACACCUCAAAGAACGUUACCAUGGAAACCAAAAGUGAGGACCAAAGAUUUAGAGAUGUUUUUGGAGCACACAAGAGCAAAGUUUGUAGGAUUUCAAGUCAAACAUGAUAAAGAAUCCCUGGCAGGAUUACCUCAACCGAUACAUGAGGGUGUAAAAGUUCUAAAACAGCACCUUUAUGUGUCCCUGUCAGAGCUUCAGGUCAAACGAGAAGAGGAGAUUGCCAAGAACCCAUUGUCUCAGCCAGAAGUUGACGUCCCGAAUACACCAUCUGAAGUGCUGUUUCAGGCUAUUUUACCCAACCUACCACAGUAUAUGAUUGCAUUGCUGAAAAUAUUGUUGGCAGCAGCACCAACCUCAAAAACAAAGACAGAUUCAAUAAAUAUAUUGGCAGACCUCUUGCCUGAAGAAAUGCCAACGACAGUAUUUCAGUCAAUGAAGCUGGGUAUAGAUGUAAACAGACAUAAAGAGAUCAUUGUUAAAGCUAUCUCAGGGCUCAUCCUUCUCAUGCUGAAACAUUUCAAACUCAAUCAUAUAUAUCAGUUUGAGUUUAUGUCUCAGCACCUUGUGUUUGCCAACUGUAUACCACUAGUCUUGAAAUUCUUCAAUCAGAACAUAGUAUCCUAUGUCACUGCCAAAAAUAGUAUACCAGUGUUAGAUUUCCCAAUGUGUGUACUUGGAGAGCAGAAAGAACUCACAGCUGAUGCUUUGGAGAAGGGAGACAAUCAGCCGUUCUGUUGGAGGAAUGUUUACUCAUGUAUAAACUUACUGAGGAUUCUGAAUAAACUGACAAAAUGGAAACAUUCUAGAACUAUGAUGUUGGUUGUGUUUAAAUCUGCGCCUAUCUUGAAGCGAGCAUUGAAGGUGCGUCAUGCAAUGAUGCAGCUGUAUAUACUCAAGCUUCUGAAGAUGCAGACGAAAUACCUGGGUCGACAGUGGCGGAAGUCGAACAUGAAGACAAUGUCCGCUAUCUACCAGAAAGUCCGACAUAGACUUAAUGAUGACUGGGCUUAUGGGAAUGAUAUGGAUGCAAGACCUUGGGACUUUCAGGCAGAAGAAUGCGCUCUACGAGCAUGCGUGGAUAGGUUUAACAAUCGUAGAUAUGGAACCAACGGAGCAGAUCCCGACUUCAAGCCAGUGGAUAAUUGUAUAUUAAGUGUUUUAGGACAGAAGUUAGAUCUUAGUGAAGAAUUCAAACAGAAUUAUGAAAUAUGGUUGGACAUGGAGGUGUUUACAAAUCAAAUAGACUGGGACCAAAUAGUGCAAUAUUAGAAUUAUAUUUUUAGCUCAUCUGAGCCAGAAAUUCAGGGUGAGCUAUGGUGAUCACUCACCGUCCGUCAUCCGUCUGUAAACUUUUACUUUAAACAACAUCUCCUCAUAAACCGCUAGGCAAAUUUCAUCCAAGCUUCAUGGGAAUGUUCCUUGGGUGAAGCUCUACAAAAAUUAUUCAAAGAAUUGAAUUCCAUGCAAAACUCUGGUUGCCAUGGCAACCGAAAGGAAAAACUUUAAAAAUCUUCUCAAAAACCAGAAGCCCUAGAACUUAGAUAUUUGACCUGUAGCAUUGCCUAGUGGACCUCUACUAAAGUUGUUCAAAUCAUGACCCCGCCCAAGGGGUCACUUGAUUUUACAUAGAUUUCUAUAGGAAAAUCUUCAAAAAAAUUUAGAAAAUAAACCAGAAGGGCUAGAGCUUAGCAUUGCUUAAUGGACCUCUACAAAAAAAAUUCAGAUCAUGACCCCCGGGGUCAAAAUUGACCCCACCCCAGGGCUCACUUGAUUUUACAUAGGAAAAUCUUCAAAAAUUUUCUAAAAAUAAACCAGAAGGCCUAGAGCUUAGAUAUUUAACAUGUAGCAUUGCCUAGUUGACCUCUACAAAAUUUGUUCAAAUCAUGACCCCCGGGGGUCAAAAUUGACCCUGCCCCAGGGGUCACUUGAUUUUAAAUAGAAAAAUCUUCAAAAUUUUCUAAAAAUAAACCCGCCCCAGCGGUAACUUUAUUGUACAUUGGAAAAUCUUCAAAAAAAUUUUUAAAAUAAACCAGAAGGCCUAGAGCUUAGAUGUUUGACAUGUAGCAUUGCCCAGUGGACCUCUACAAAAUUUGUUCAAAUCAUGACCCCCGGUGUCAAAUUGGCCCCGCCCCAGGGGUUACUCGAUUUAUCCCCCCACCAAAGGUGAAGGGGAUAUUAGAAAUGCUCUCCGUCCGUCCGUCCGUCCAUGCGUCCGCAACGAUAUUUGUCCGGAGCAUAACUCCAAAAGUACUUGAGGGAUUUUCUUCAAACUUCAUACACUGAUAGAACACAUUGGGAGGAAGUGCAAUGUGCAAGAACAAUAACUCUACCUUGCCUAUUUUUUGAGUUAUUCCCCUUUAUCUUAUUUUCUUAAAAAAAUUUGUCCGGAGCAUAACUCCAAAAGUACUGGAGGGAUUUUUUUCAAACUUCAUACACUGAUAGAACACAUUUGGAGGAAGUGCAGUGUGCAAGAACAAUAACUCUACCUUGCCUAUUUUUUGAGUUAUUCCCCUUUAUCAUAUUUUCUUGAAACAUUUUGUCCGGAGCAUAACCCCAAAAGUACUGGAGGGAUUUUCUUCAAACUUUAUACACUGAUAGAACACAUUUGGAGGAAGUGCAGUGUGCAAGAACAAUAACUCUACCUUGCCUAUUUUUUGAGUUAUUCCCCUUUAUUAUAUUUUCUUAAAGAAAUUUGUCCGGAGCAUAUCUUCUUCAUGCAUGGAGGGAUUUUGAUAUAUCUUGGCACAAAUGUUUACCACCACGAUGCGGAGUGUCAUACGCAAGAACUAGGUCCCUAGGUCUAAGGUCAAGGUCACACUUAGAUGUCAAAGGAUACAAGAAUAAAAACCUUGUCCGGAGCAUUUCUUCUUCAUGCAUUGAGGGAUUUUGAUAUAACUUGGCACAAAUGUUUACCACCACGAGACGGAGUGUCAUGCGCAAGAUCCAGGUCACUAGGCCUAAGGUCAAGGUCACACUUAGAGGCCAAAGGUCAGAUACAAGAAUGACGUUGUCCGAAGCAUUUCUUCUUCAUGCAUGGAGGGAUUUUGAUGUAACUUGGCACAAUUAUACACCAUCAUGAGACGAAGUGUCAUGCGCAGUUCCCUUCUUUAGAAUUACUUCAUUUUGUUGUUACUUUAAAUAGCUUUUAUUGUAACUUUUUCAUUACUAGUCGUAGGGAAAAAUCGAGACCACUUUUCUGUAGUACAACAAACAUGCUAAAUCCAAUUUUGAGGUGUAUUUUGACCAGUCUCUUCCUGAUAAAGAUUUUUGUGUGGACUUGCAAUUUUUUUUUUUUUUUUUUUUUUUUUAAGAUUAACUUCCCUUAGUUGUUACUAUAAAUAACUUAUAUUGUAACAUUUUUAUAAUUGACCCUAGGGAAAAAACAAGACCACUUUUCUGUGGUACAGCAUAGAUGUUACUCUCCAGUUUUAGGUGUAUUUUAUUAAUUUUAUUAUAUAUAAGGUAUCUCUACCUAGUAAGGAGUUUUUUUGUGGACUUUAAAAAACAAAAGACUUACAAUGAUUACUAAACAACUACAAAAUUAACAUUCCAUUUGCAAAUACAGCUGCUAGAGUAAAGAAAUUUGCUUUGAUGGGCAUAUAUUGUGACAUUCUGGUACUCUUGUUCCCUGUUAGCUUUCCAUUCCUUCUUUUUACAGUAGCCAUAUAGAAAAACAUCAUAGUUAUACUCUUCAUGAAAAUUAAUAAAAUUUAGCAGUAAACCACCUCACUACUGACUUAUUCUUUCUUCCACAUCUUAAAACCCCUGAUGCGGACCACAUCCUUCAAUUAUGAUAUGCCCGGUGGGGGGAUUAGCCAUGUCUGACAUGGCUCUUGUUGUAUAUAGGAAAAUCUUCCAAAAAAUGCCUAGAAAUAAACUAGUUUGUUUUUUAAGAUAGAGCCUUGAAAUUUGGAUGACAAAUACAGUUUUGCACACUAGUCUGAAAACUGACUUUCAUUGACCGUGAAUAUGACCUGCUGACCUACUUUCUUAAUAUUUUAGCAUCAGUUUGAUAUUUGAAACACUUAGCUCAUAUUACUCAGGUGAGCGAUCCAGGGUCAUCAUGACCCUCUUGUUGUUGAAUAAAUAUAGUACCAGUCACUGCAUAAUUCAGGCUAUUAUAUUGAGCCAUGAUGAAUGAAACACUAUGUCAUCUAUGAGUUUAAGUAAAAAUGCUUGUUCAAAUGAACAUGUCUAGAUAUGUACUGCCAAGCAAAAAAGGGAUAACAUGGUUUAGGUAGCAAACCUCUUUUUUUCCUGUUCCUAAACGUUGACACGAACAUAAGAAGUGUACUAAGAACAAGCUGAAAUAGGAGAGAUGUUAGUUUCAGUUGACUGACAAGAACCACAUAAAUGGUAACAAUACACAUAAAUGAACAUUGUCCUGCCCCCAAAUUACUGGGAAAACGUGGAUAAAAAAAGUAGUCCCUACCUACCAACUCUAUUUUGUUUCUUAUGGGGACAGACAUUUGUUUUCCUUGGCUGGAACAUGAAAUAUAAGUUUCUAAUUGAAUGCAUGCAAAAUGAGAUAUAUUUACAUGUUAAAGUGACUGAUACAAUAGUGGUAUAUAACUGGUAGAAUAGAUCUGAAUAUUUCAUUAUCGAAUUGAAUAUAGUGAACCUGACUAACCUCAACUCUAGGGGUGCUAUCCAAUAGAAAAGUUGAUACAAUACUUAUUCAAGCCUCACAUGUGGCGUUGAAUUCUUCAUGUGUGGAAGCCAUCCAGCAUCCGGCUGGCUUAUGGAAGGUCGUUGGAUCUACCAGUGUGCCCGCCUAUGAUGAAAUAAUGCAUAGAUGGGUAGCUGGGUUCUUCUUCCAUCAUUAAAGCUGGAAAGUCGCCAUAUGACCUUCUGUUGUGUCAGUGCAACGUUAAACCCAUUCAAAGAAAAAAUGAAGAGCUAUCUAUAAAUAAAUAAUGUAAGCAACUGGAAAUAUCUAGUUGUGUCACUGUGCAUCUUUAAACUGUCAGCAGUAAUUUCAUAUCUGGAAAAUUAGUAGAUAUCUUAAUUUAUUGCUUUUCUUUAAUAGUUAACAGCGUAAGUAUUCACCAGAUAAGCGAAUGAAUUUUUGAUGAACAGCCCUCCAUACUAACACCUUUCAAACGUUCUGCUUGUCGGCAGGUGUCUUUGAACUUAGCUGUCAGAUAUGCAGUGACUGUUAAAGGAUAUUACGUUGGCCACAGGUUACAGAAGUAUACUUUCUGUUAAUUUCACUGAAUACUUCAGUGUAAAAAUGAAAAAGUGUAAGUUUGUUUUGCGUUUAAGGGGGGACUGUGAAUGUGUCAAUACUCGAAGAAAGUCAUUUUAUAUUGAUAUGCCAGUUUAUUGACCCAGCCCUACUCGAGUCAGUUCUAAUCUUUGGGCUUCAGAGUUGAAGACGUGAAUUCUUGAAAAGUCAACAAUUUCAUUUUUUUAUCACAUGAUUGACCUCGUGGGAGUGAAAUAAAGCCAUUACCGGUACAUAAAUUUGGUAUUACACUAGUGUAACAAAGCUUUGAUGUUGACGUCGUUUUAAGUACAGGAGACGUUGGGUGAAGAAAGAAAAAAAAAUUGGUGUUUCAGCAUGUGAUCAAAAGAAUAUUACAUUUGAGUCUUUCCACGUUGAGUUUAUUAAACUCGUUUAAUAGAAUUGAUAAAAUGCUCAGUUUUAUCAUUUUAUUCAACUUGUGUAAUAAUUUCAGUAUGAAAAGACACUCAUGUAAUAUUCUCUAUUUAUUUCAUGGUUUUUAGAAAAAUGAAGUUAUUAAAGUAGUUCUGUACAUUUGAAAUAAAAUAUAGUUCUUUAAUAUAGAAUUUUAUUCAACCAUUUUUUUUUCAUAGCAUCAUUGUAUCCAAAUGAAAUGUAGCUAAUGAGAAAGGCAGGAUUAUGUGCUCGAUUUUUAGCUCACCUGUCACAAAGUGACAAGGUGAGCUUUUGUGAUCGCGCGGUGUCCGUCGUUCGU
Molecule: messenger RNA, 7150 nt
Organism: Mercenaria mercenaria
Lineage: Eukaryota; Metazoa; Mollusca; Bivalvia; Venerida; Veneridae
Product: striatin-interacting protein 1-like
Exons: 20
Coding region: 69-2477 (802 amino acids)
Biological process (GO): cytoskeleton organization
Cellular component (GO): cytosol
Source: RefSeq, a predicted model, not a curated record